Molecule: messenger RNA, 3386 nt
Organism: Megachile rotundata (alfalfa leafcutting bee)
Lineage: Eukaryota; Metazoa; Arthropoda; Insecta; Hymenoptera; Megachilidae
Gene: scat
Product: VPS54 subunit of GARP complex scat
Biological process (GO): Golgi to vacuole transport; retrograde transport, endosome to Golgi
Cellular component (GO): GARP complex
Molecular function (GO): syntaxin binding
Source: RefSeq, a predicted model, not a curated record
AGAAUAAUUUUUACAGUUGGAACAGAUGUUCUCAACUUAUCAUUACUCAUUGUCAGUAUUGUCAGUACGUGAUUUUCUAAAUUCGGAAGUGUCUAAAGAUUUACUAACUAGAAACCAAGUGGUGGGACCUAUUUUCCCCACAUCACUAUUCUAUCGUGCUUCCCUAUAUGCUUAUAGGAACAUUUUGUAAAAGUACAAGUCACCAAAAUAGUAGGGUUAUUGGUUAGCAUUGGUUAGCACGGCUCGUCAAAUGCAUAUUCGUGAUAGAGUAAGAAUAUGUUCGACACCGAACGAUAAGGAAUAAGUGUAAUCGUAUGAAAAAUUGUUAAAAUUCCACGUAUAUCAUUAAUAGAUUCUAAUGAGUUAUAAAGUAAAAGAAAUACUGACAGAAUGGUGAAGUAAUGUUGAAAGUAAAAAAUGGCGAAAAUUAUAAAAGAAUUCGAAUCUCUGUCUUCGAUUCUAAUUUGUGAAUAUUGUGCUAACCUUACGUUCAAGCAAAUAGAAGAUUUUAUAAGACACUUAAGAGAUCAGCAUUGUUCUAGAGAAGGAGGUUCAUUUGUGUGUCUGUAUGGUUAUAAUGGAGUAUGUACUAGUCUUCCUGUGGAGGGUGUUUCUGACAAAGAUUAUGUAGCACAUGCUACUAAACACGCAAUAAUGCAACAGCAACGUAAAAGAAAUGGUCAUUUAUCAGAACCAUCUUCCUCAUGGACUGUGUAUUCAGCAGCCCAAAAUUUACCAGCUGUUUUAAAUGAUCCAUUUAAAGGAAAACAAAGUAACUUCCUAACUCGUACUUGGGGAGAUGGUUUUGUAGAAAAAGUUGAUAUACCUAAAAGUCCUUAUCUACCUGAAAUUACUAUGCAACAUUUUGAAACGUAUUUAAAAAAGAUUGCAAGGAGAUAUCGAAAACAUUUUCGUAUGAAUUCAAGUAUUACUACACCAGCUACUCCUAAUGAAUUAUUACAGACUUUUCCAAAUUUAAGAAAAGUUAAAUCGUUAGAUCGAAUGCAGUUUGAUUUAUCUAGUAUUCCAAAAAUAUUUUUAACGCCCAAUCUAGAUCUUUCUCAGAAAGAUAAUUUUUAUGCUGUAUUUCCAUUUGCAAAAAAUGGAUUGUUAAAUGAGGAAUCUAACAUUGUUAUGAAUGUAAAACAAAUGCAAGAAAAGUUAAGUCAUUAUUUAGAUGUUGUGGAAGUUAGAAUAGCAGAACAAGUUGCUUCCAAGUCACAAGCAUUUUUCCAUGCUAUGACUUCCCAUGAUGCCCUGAUGGAACAACUUACACAAACAAUUACAGUUUUAAAAGCUCUUAGGAAAAAUAUACAUCAAGUUGAUAAACAUCUAGUCAAUGAUUCUUUAGAAAUUUUACGUUUGGAACGAGCAAGAUCCAAUCGAUUAAUAGUUCAAAAAAAAUUGAAACUGAUGGCUACAGUACAUCAAAGUCAGCCAAUGAUACAGUUAUUGUUGUCUACACCAGAUUAUGUUGCAGCCUUAGAUCUCAUUGCUACAACGCAAGAGAUACUUUUACAGGAAUUAAAUGGGGUGCAUAGUUUUAGGCAUUUAAGUUCUCAGCUAACAGAAAUGGAGAAACUUGUAGAUAAAAUGUUAUCUACUGAAUUCCAAAGAUAUGCAACUGCGGAUUUAAAUAGACCAUUAGGGGGAGAAAAUAUUGUCUUGGAUGGUGAUAAACUUGUUUCCAUCAUAUCUGGCCUUCUACGACAAAAACAAUUCCAAUUUGUGGACACGUAUAAAGAAGAAGCUGUAACGACAAUUCGAGCUGUAACAAAACAAAGAGUCAUAGAAGCUUUAGCGGCAAGUGAUUGUUGCAGUGAUCAGCAAGCCGCAGCCUUAGAAGUUGGUGGACUUUCUCUUGCAGAAAGAUUAACGUUACUUCAUAAUGCUAUACAAUCCUUAACAUUCCUUCUUAUGCGAAUUAAGGCUGUUCAUAAUGUAAUGCAAGAUACAGUAGAUCUUGCGGCAGGUCGAGUAUGCGAUGGCUCUUUUGAUGAUGCUAUACCCGAUCGUUUAUUAACUCCAGCAGAACAUUCGCGAGUAACGACCAAACUCAAUGACAUGAUAAUUUCCAUUUGUGAUUAUUGUCAUGAGCGAAUGGGAAAUCUGCUGUCCGCAGGUACAAAUGACAAAGAUAAGUUGCAAAACGAGAAAGACAAGUCUAAUAACGAAAAUUCAAAUAAUAAAAUGGAAGAGAAGGAAGAUCAAAAUUGGAAUGAUAAGUCUUCUUGGCUGAGUAAGAGAGCAACGACAUAUCAAGUAUGUCAGUUAGCCAAUCUGGUGGAAGAAUUCACAGAAACUUGUGAAAAACUUUGUGGAAAACAAUGCACGGGGUUACGAUCCGCAUUUAAGGCUCAAGCUAGUAAAUUCAUUCGAAGAUUUCACAUUGAACUCAAAACAAAGCUCACUCUUUUAUUGGAAUCUGAAAGAUGGAAACAAGCAGAUGUUCCAUCAGAGUUUCAGUCAUUAGUGACAUACGUGUAUGAAAAUAAAUGUUUUCCACCGACUCUGUUGAAAACAGAAAGCAGAGUACAAAAGGAUGAUAUUCAGAAUUUUAUUCUAGUAGGAGAUGAAAAGUACGCUGUUGUAGGUACAGCUUUAAUGCUUAUACAAAUGAUUCACGAAUAUUGCAGAACCGGAAGUGAAUUGAUUGCUUUGUCCGGAACGAUUGGAAGGCAUUUAGCUGAAUUACUGCGACAUUAUAAUUGUCGUUGUUGUCAACUUGUACUUGGCGCAGAAGCGAUGCAAGUUGCGGGUUUAAAAACUAUUACCAGUACAAUACUUGUGUUAGCAGCGCGUAGUUUGAAAUUAAUACUGUGGUUUAUGCCUUUUGUGAAGUCACAUUUCCAAAAUCUUGCGGAACAAAAUCCUAGUCGCGGUUAUGGUGCAUCUAGUAUAAGUGGCGGUGUUGCUUUAUUGGAUAGUGUGGAAAGAGAUAUUCAUGCUCAUAUAAAGGAAAUCGAUAAUAAGAUUCUUACCAUCGUUGACAAUCUAUUGGGUGGUCAAAUAUCGAAAUGGACAGCUAGGCCACCAGUACCUUCAAAGUCGUUUAGAAACAUUUCUAGUUAUUUAAUGAAACUCCACGAAGCAGUUUCUGGAAUCCUCCCAGCAGUUGAAGUACAAACUCUAUAUCGUACAGUAAAUACGUCUUUUAAGGAAAAACUUAGAGAGCAAUUAGUUAAAAUGAAUAUAGUGAAUAAUGGUGGUCCACAACAUGGUGUAGUCACAUCAGAACUUACUUUUUACCUUGAAGCAUUACGGAAAUUAAAAGUGUUACCAACUAACGAGUUAGAUGAUAAUUGGAUGAGUGACAUAUGGACCAGAUAACAUGCAGAGCGUGUGAUAUACUGCAUAAUAGAAGCGAUGAAAUAUUGUAGAAAAAG